AUAACUGGGUGAUGUAUGAUGUGAGUUUAUAUUUUUAGGAGUUUGUUGGUUGGGAGACUGAAGAUUUUCUUAGAUGGAGAUGGAGAUGGACAAUUGGGAUCAAGUAAUACAACCUGCGUGCGAGCUUCAGCUAAAGAAUGUCAAGAAUACGCGAAAUUAGUUUACGCAGAUGAAGAUGUUCCGGUGUUACGUAUGGACGCCGGUUCAAAUACUGUCUCGAAAUGUGCCAUAAUUGAAACUCCAUUGAUUGUCGGUGGGACCAAAGCAAAACCUAUGGAAUUUCCCCAUAUGGCUCUAAUUGGCUACGGGCGGGAAGAAAUUUUUUGGCAAUGCGGAGGAACAUUAAUUUCAGACAAGUUUGUACUUACUGCCGCUCAUUGCAUCGAUUCACGUGAUAAAGGACCAGCAACAAAAGUAAGAGUCGGCCUGAUAAAUUCAAAAAAUCCCAGGCCCUCAAUGCAAGAGCGUGAUGUCAUUGAGAGAAUAACUCACCCUGAUUACAAAUUACCAUUACGUUAUAAUGAUAUUGCUCUAAUUAAAUUAGAGAAACCGGUAGAUUUGAAUGCAGAAGUUCGGCCCGCGUGUUUGGAAACAGAAGAAAUUUUGAAAGAAAAAAAAUUUAUUGCCAGUGGAUUUGGAAAAACUGCUUACGAGGCGGAGACAGGAAGUGACGAUUUGAUGAAAGUAACUCUGGAUAAAAUAGAAACUGAUGAAUGUAAAGAAAAAUUCAAGAGUGAACUAGGAAGCAAACAGAUGCCGGAAGGCUUGAAAGAGACUAUGAUUUGCGCUGGAGUUAUGGAAGGGGGUAAAGACACUUGUCAGGGCGAUAGCGGCGGUCCACUGCAGCGAGUCCUUCAUACUCCUUACUGCACUUACAGCGUCUUGGGUAUCACAAGUUUUGGUAAAUUCUGCGCCUUCAAAAACUCACCAGCAAUUUACACUAGAGUCUACUCUUAUCUAGAUUGGAUUGAAAAAAUAGUCUGGUCUUGAAAUAAAAAGACUAGAUAAUUAUUUAGUAAAAAUUAUCAUUUUAUUUACAAUUUACUUAUAAUUAAUAUUUAAAAAUUAUUAAACAAUUAACAUAACAAUUAUAAUUAUACAUAGAUAUAUAUAUAUAUAUAUUUUUCAAAUUAAAAACCAGUAAAUAUAUAAGAUCAGUCUUCUACUCUCAGUAAUUAAUCUCUUGAGUAGUUAUUUUAAUUAUUAUUUUGUUUUUUAUUUUUAAAAUUCAGUCUUAUUGAGUAUAUACAUAUAUAUUUAAUUAUAUAUAUUUACCAGUCUGUAAAAAAAAAAUAUAAAUGUGGAGUAAUAAAUUCAUUGAAGUAAAAAUAAAAUUUUUAUCAGAGCAGAAGGUGCGGCGAUAAAAAAUAAACAAGGAUGUCUGGGUCUGGACACGUGGGAGAACAAGAUUGUUCAAGAUUUAUAGUCGUGAGUUAUUAUAAUUUUUAUUUUAUGUAGAGCAAGUACUUUUUUUUUUUUUAUUUU
This is a messenger RNA of Microplitis mediator, 1485 nucleotides long. RefSeq names its product serine protease snake-like. Lineage: Eukaryota; Metazoa; Arthropoda; Insecta; Hymenoptera; Braconidae. Gene Ontology annotation, biological process: proteolysis. The coding region runs from base 193 to 990 and encodes 265 amino acids. The transcript is spliced from 6 exons. The record is from RefSeq and is a predicted model, not a curated record. Gene Ontology annotation, molecular function: serine-type endopeptidase activity.